Coffea arabica (coffee) is the source of this 429-nucleotide messenger RNA. The record is from RefSeq and is a predicted model, not a curated record. NCBI's taxonomy places the organism in Eukaryota, Viridiplantae, Streptophyta, Magnoliopsida, Gentianales, Rubiaceae.
AUGCUUAUUGCAAUUAAAGUUCUUGACCUUCAGAAAAUUGGGAGUUCCAAAAGCUUCAAGGCUGAGUGCAAAGCAUUAAGAAACAUCCGCCAUAGAAAUAUAGUUUCUGUCCUAAGUUAUUGCUCCAGCGUUGAUUCCAAGGGCCACGAAUUCAAGGCUCUCAUCUAUGAGUUUAUGGAAAAUGGAGAUCUUGAUUCGUGGUUGCAUCCAGAGAAAGCUGAUCAAACAACAAGACUAAGGAGUCUUGAUCUUUCUCAGAGGCUAGAUAUUGCAACUGAUGUUGCUUCAGCAUUGCAUUAUCUUCACAACCAAAGUGAAACAACUGAUGUUCAUUGUGAUCUGAAACCAAGUGAUCUGAAACAACAGAAAUUAGGCACUUCCUGGUUUCAAAGACUACCAUUGAAGCUUGAAUCUACUAGGAUUAUGUAA